CGGUUUAAGAAAAACAAAAGUUUAAUCCUGGGAAAAAGCGCACAGAAGCAGUUAUUCGGAUCAAACCUUCAGCCGACAUCAAAGCUAACUGUUUGAGGAUCGCACUUUCUUCUUUUCUCUGCACCACACAACUCAGCACACGCAUCUGCAGGCGAAUCCAUUCGUUUCGCGUCAAGACUCUAACUUUUUCUUGUUUUUUGUUCAUUCAAUUCAAUCGGGUCGCAUUUUCUCGGAUAAUUCUUUUUUUUUCUUCAGAAUUUUGAAUUUCCGGGUCGAGCCAUGUUGGGUUUCUUGAACCCGGGUAUUUGAUGGUGGUGAUUCCGUGAACGGGAUGAUUCGAUGUUCUUUAAAUGGUUCUUUUCUUUCUGUUGAGCAGAGUUCUUGAUCAGCAGCUAAGAGAUGGGAUCCGAUAAGCAGCAAUCCACUGGCUUGUUAGAUACCCUUAACAUGGAGACGGUCAGGACAAUCCUAACCCACCCCUACCCUUACCCGCACGAGCAUUCGCGGCACUUCUUAAUCACUGUCAUCGUCGGUUGCCUUUUCUUCAUAUCGUCGGAUAACGUGCACACCCUCAUUCACAAGUUGGAUAGCAAUGUCAAGUGGUGGUCGAUCUAUGCCUGUUUACUUGGAUUCUUUUACUUCUUUUCCUCUCCCUUUAUUGGGAAAACAAUUCAGCCUAAUUAUUCAAAUUUCAGCCGAUGGUAUAUAAUUUGGAUAUUUGUUGCUGCACUCUAUCAUCUUCCCAGUUUUCAGUCAAUGGGAUUAGAUCUUAGGAUGAACCUGUCUUUGUUUUUGACUAUAUACGUCUCUUCCAUCUGCAUCCUUCUUGUUUUCCAUGUUAUAUUUCUUGGGCUUGGCCAUCUCGGACUUGUGGCCCGCGUUGCUAAGAGGAGGCCUGAAAUCUUGGCAAUUGUUCAAAAUUGUACUGUUUUAAGCAUAGCAUGUUGUGUGUUCUAUAGCCACUGUGGUAACCUUGCUAUAAUAAAGCAAAAGCCAAUCUUUGAGAGGAAAGAUUCUAGUUGGUUUUCUCUGUGGAACAAGGCAGAGAGAAACACGUGGCUUGCAAAAUUUAUCCGGAUGAGCGAGUUCAAAGAACAAGUUUGUAAGUUUUGGUUUGCACCGGUUGGAUCUGCCAGUGAUUAUCCAUUCUUAUCUAAGUGGGUUAUCUAUGGAGAGUUGAGUUGCGGUGGCUCAUGUGCAGAGUCAUCAGAUGAAAUCUCACCAAUUUAUUCAUUAUGGGCAACUUUUAUUGGCCUCUACAUUGCUAAUUAUGUCGUGGAACGUUCAUCGGGAUGGGCUCUUUCACACCCUUUAUCGCCAAAGGAAUUUGAGCAAUUGAAGGAAAAGCAGAUGAAGCCUGAGUUUUUGGAUAUGGUUCCUUGGUAUUCAGGGACAUCUGCUGAUUUAUUCAAAACAGUGUUUGAUCUGCUCGUUUCAGUUACUGUAUUUGUGGGACGUUUUGAUAUGCGUAUGUUGCAGGCUGCUAUGAGCAGAGUUCAGGAUGGAGCUAAACAGGAAGAUCUCUUGUAUGAUCAGUUCAGUGAAAAGGAUGAUCUUUGGUUUGACUUUAUGGCUGAUACCGGUGAUGGUGGCAAUUCUUCAUACACAGUGGCAAGGCUUCUUGCUCAACCCUCCAUCCGUGUCCAAAGUAGCAAUGGUUCUAUGCUUACUCUGCCUCGUGGGAAUCUUCUCCUCAUAGGCGGUGAUCUUGCGUAUCCUAAUCCAUCAGCUUUUACAUAUGAGAGGCGCCUUUUUUGCCCUUUUGAGUAUGCUCUUCAACCACCCAUGUGGUAUAAGAAAGACCAUAUUGCGGUGAACAAGCCAGAAUUGCCUUCCGGGGUUGUGGAAUUGAAGCACUAUGAAGGACCUCAGUGUUUUGUUAUACCAGGAAAUCAUGAUUGGUUUGAUGGGCUUCAGACAUUUAUGAGGUACAUUUGUCAUAAAAGUUGGUUGGGUGGGUGGCUCAUGCCUCAAAAGAGAAGCUAUUUUGCCCUCCAACUGCCAAAGAGGUGGUGGGUAUUUGGUCUUGACCUCGCUCUCCAUUCUGAUAUUGAUGUAUACCAAUUCAAGUUCUUCUCAGAAUUAAUAAGGGAUAAGGUGCUAGAGAAUGACAAUGUGAUCAUUAUGACUCACGAACCUAAUUGGCUUCUCGACUGGUAUUGGAGUGAUGUGACGGGAAAGAAUAUUUCUUACCUAAUACGUGACCAUUUAAAAGGGAGAUGUAAACUUAGAAUUGCUGGAGACUUGCAUCAUUAUAUGCGCCAUUCAUGUGUUCCAUCUGAUAGGCCCACGGCUUCUGUGCAACAUUUACUUGUUAAUGGUUGUGGUGGAGCUUUUCUACACCCUACACACGUCUUUCGUAAUUUUGACAAACUAUAUGGGGCGUCCUAUGAGAGCAAAUCUUCUUACCCAUCUUUUGAGGACUCGAGCAGGAUUGCAUUAGGAAACAUAUUGAAGUUCCGAAAGAAGAAUUGGCAAUUCGAUAUUAUUGGUGGCAUCAUAUACUUUGUCUUAGCCUUCUCUAUGUUCCCUCAGUGUCAUUUAGAUCACCUGUUAAAUGAUGAUACCUUUUCUGGUCACUUGAGAAGCUUCUUUAGUACGGUGUGGGAUUCAUUCAUGUAUCUGUUUGGUCAGUCAUAUGUGUCCUCUGCCGGUGCUAUGUCAUUGUUAGUUGCAACAGUAUGUUUUGUGCCAUCAAAGGUAUCUCGUAAAAAGCGAGUGAUAAUUGGAAUUCUUCAUGUGUCUGCCCACUUGGCAGCAGCAUUGGUCCUCACAAUCUUGUUGGAACUUGGUGUUGAGACAUGCAUUAGGCAUAAUCUACUCGGCACAUCAGGUUAUCAUACCCUAUAUGAAUGGUACCGAUCAGCCGAGAGCGAGCAUUUCCCAGAUCCUACUGGUCUUAAAGAACGUUUAGAGCGAUGGACAUUUGGCCUUUAUCCAGCCUGCAUCAAGUAUCUCAUGUCUGCAUUUGAUGUCCCCGAGGUAAUGGCGGUGACGAGGAACAACAUAUGCAAGAAUGGGAUGGAAUCACUGUCGCGUGGGAUUGCAGCAAUAUAUUAUGCAUCGGUCUUUCUCUAUUUCUGGGUUUUCUCAACUCCGGUGGUUUCUUUGGUGUUUGGGAGCUACCUUUACAUAUGCAUUAACUGGCUUCACUUGCAUUUCGACGAAGCCUUUUCGUCUCUUCGCAUAGCUAACUACAAAUCGUUCACUAGAUUUCACAUUGACAACAAAGGUGAUCUUGAAGUUUUCACACUCGCUGUUGAUAAGGUUCCAAAGGAGUGGAAGGUGGACCCUUGCUGGGGGGAUUCAGAGCUGAAGUUUCCAAGCAAAUGGAGAGCGGCUUCGCUGAAGCAGGACCCGGUGAAUACAGCGAGGAUCGUCGAUCACUUUGUCGUUGAGCUGCAAACGUGCAAGUCUGGUUCGGGAUCGAUGAACGGCUAGUGGAGCUGAUGACAUAUAUGUUCAGUAAUGACAAACAAAUUAUUUACUAAAAAAGAUUAGUGCAGGGACAAGUUGACGUUGAGUAUUACAGGGUCCCGGAGUCCCAUG
This is a messenger RNA of Cuscuta campestris, 3549 nucleotides long. NCBI's taxonomy places the organism in Eukaryota, Viridiplantae, Streptophyta, Magnoliopsida, Solanales, Convolvulaceae. The record is from the annotation of a GenBank genome assembly.